ACGCCAGCCAGCCGGGGAGGGGUGGGUAUCGGUGAAGAGUGCUCUCUGCCUCCACCCCCAGGCUCAGUCAGACCCUGCCAGACAUCCCGUUUGGACUCUCCCUGCCGGCUCUGCAGUUUCUCCACUCUCUGCACUGCCACGACCUUCAGCCGGGACCAUGCAGGCCUGCCUGCCCAGGUCAUAUCUGACGCCGGUGAGGGAUGAAGAGGCGGAGUCUCAGAGGAAAGCCAGGUCCCGGCAGGCGAGGCAAACACGGAGGUCCACACAGGGGGUGACGCUCACCGACCUCCGGGAGGCGCAGAGGAGCUACGGCCACUCGAGUUCAGACAGGCACACGGGAGAGUCGCAGAAGACGGGGACCGAGGAGCCAGGUGUGGACUCCCAAGCAGGACAGAGGGAGGCGGAGGAGAGCCGGCCAAGGAGAAACAGGGAGGUUGACGACCUUGGAAACUUGAGGACCUGGGUGGAAGCCCAAGCUGAGAGCUGUACCACGCCUUCUGCAUCCCCACACCGGACCCCCCCCAGCCCGACCAAGUGCCUGUCCUCCCUGGGACUCGACCCCAAUGGAAAUGAACUGGAAGGUGCAGACCAAGGCGGCGGACAGGAUGAACCCUCAGAGGCGGAGCUCAGGCAAAGACAGCGACCGCAGACCCUCGACCAAAGCCUGAGUGCUGAUACGUCAGACGGCACACAGAAGGUUCAACGGGAAGAAGUUUCUCCUCAACUCGUGGCUAAAAGCUUGACCACAAUCUUAGACCAUGACAGAGCAUCUCGGUUGGACAGCGUUUCUGGGUCUAGCUCUACGGACAGCACCACGGAGCGACUCCUGGGUCGCACUGGGUCCUAUACCCGGCGGGAGAACCGGCUGGCGUCCCUGAACAAACCGGAUCAGGAGGGCAGCUCAAAGGAGUACAAAAAGAUGUACGAGGACGCUUUGGCUGAGAAUGAGAAGCUGAAAUCCAGGCUGGAGGACAGCAAGCAGGAGCUGGCCAAAGUCCGUACUCAGCUGGAGAAGGUCACACAGAAGCAGGACAGAAUAUCUGAAAGGUCCAGUGUGCUUGAAUCAGAGAAACGGGAGAAGCGGAUCCUGGAGAAAAAGGUAUCAGAAAUGGAAGAAGAACUUAAGGUACUAACAGAGCUUAAGACUGACAAUCAGAGGCUGAAGGACGAGAACGGGGCGUUGAUCAGGGUCAUCAGCAAGCUGUCCAAGUGAGACACCGCCCCACGUGGCCGCCAAAUUCACCCCGGACUGCUCUUCAUCCUCAUACUCAUCCUUUGAGCCCCACCCAUACGACUGCCGGCAGCAGCUCCUCGGCCAAGGCCGGUGGUGGACUUUUCCAGAGGAAGGAUGUUUACCGGGCAGAUCAGGGGCUCUGUUGUGCAGGUUCGCCACACUCCUGCAUUUUAAGACACCCACACUUGUUUCCGCACCGGAGGUACACGGCCACACUCACACAAGCACGCCUUUACUGUAUGUGUUUGUGCUUAAGUUUAUUUAUAUAUCCUGCGAGUCCCACACAAACAAAUAUCUUUGUUAAAUCACAUCAGAGUUUGUAGUAUGACAGAACCAUUGCUUACGUCUCCUGCACACUUUCCUCGAGUGGGUUUGAAUGCAGCAGCCUUUUAACAGGCUAUAUGAGAUGGAAAUGUUGCACAAGGUUACAUUUUUUUUUUACUUCACGGGAUCACUUUAUUUAUUUACAACAGUAAAUUUUGUAGCCAUACAUCUCGGUAGAUAAAGUACGGUACCGUUGGUUUUGUAAUCCAACUGACAGAUUAUGUUCAUCUUCUGUAUAAACAUAUAGUAGGGACGACAGCGGAGGCCACAUCCAUAAUAGGAAAAUCCACAUUUUCACAUUUAAAAAGUUCUUUAUAAACCAACGUUGUUGCGCUACACGCUAUUACAUGUAUAAUUCAAGCCAGUUUAAUAAAGUUUGGAGAUGAAACGUAAAGAUUCAGAUCAUGAAUGCUCAGGAUGGAUAAUACUGACUGUAAAAUGCAUUUUGCUGAGGGGCUGGGAAUAAAAUGCUCUGCCCUUAGUGUCGGUUCGUCCGGGACCCGCACUGGUGCUGGGUUUGCCGGUAUAUCUUGGCCGAUCUCUCCCUCUUCCCCUGAAUGCUUUACGGACUAUAUAAAUUAUACAUGAUCGCAUUAAAUAUGCAUUAAGCAUAGCUAAAACGUGCGAGAAUAACUCGUUCCGCUGGGCACUGUGUGGCGUAGGAACCAGGGACGUGUAACACCCAAUAUUUCAUUUGGUUUCAUUCAACCACAAAUCCCCUUCAGUCGCGCGUUUUGUAUCCUGAGUUCUGAGUAAUUAUAUGGUGGUUUGCAUAUUGGCAAACGGGGUCAUAAGCUAUAUCAAAUACACAGUACUGUAGAGUACUGUAUAUGAUCAGUGCCCUAUAGAUUAUGUGAGCCUUCUGAAUGACUUGCCUGUAUUCUAUAUGAAAAUAAAGGAGGACAUAUGAAUGCAUUUUGUUAUACCUGUAUACAUCACGAUUUAUAUGAUCUAUAUUUUAUGAUAAAUAGGGCUUUGUUAAAUAUAUCUGGUUUUCAAAAAGAA
This is a messenger RNA of Paramormyrops kingsleyae, 2563 nucleotides long. RefSeq names its product protein phosphatase 1 regulatory subunit 12B-like. The record is from RefSeq and is a predicted model, not a curated record. Lineage: Eukaryota; Metazoa; Chordata; Actinopteri; Osteoglossiformes; Mormyridae. Gene Ontology annotation, cellular component: A band; cytoplasm; Z disc. Gene Ontology annotation, molecular function: protein kinase binding; enzyme inhibitor activity; phosphatase regulator activity.